CCUCGUCGUCUCCAGCUCUCCCUCCUCCCCCCACCCCCCCUCUCCCCCAUCACACCCUCCUCCUCGCCUCGCGGUGCGCGUCCGGAAUUCGGAUCCGGGGGCUUCGAUUACGGCAGGCGGCUCCGGAUCGGGACUCUGUUGCUGGCUCUCAUGUAUAGAUUGUUGAUUGCUUGCGCGUAAACACAACAAAAGCUGUAAUUCUUACUGGGUCGGUGUGAUCUGGUGCUGUGGUUAUUGUACCAUAAGUGGAAACAGCUUUGAUUGUCUUUGCUGAUAAAUACUUGGUGGGCUAAGCCUCAAGAUUUCUUUUUGGCCGUACAGUUUGGCUGAACCUAGCAAGCCUAGAUGUCGUUUCGCAGCAUUGUUCGUGAUGUUAGGGACAGUUUUGGUAGCCUAUCGAGGCGAAGCUUUGAGGUGACCUUGUCUGGUCUUUCUGGGCUCACCGGGCACCAUAGAGGGAAGUCUCAGAGCACAGUUCAUGAGCUCUGUGAUGCAGAUCUCAUAAUUCAGGAUAGUCGUUGGGCUAGUCUCCCUCCUGAGCUUCUCCGUGAUGUGAUCCGGAGGCUGGAGGCUAGUGAGAGCACCUGGCCAUCACGCAAAGAUGUCGUGUCCUGCGCAGCUGUCUGCAAAGCAUGGAGGGAGAUGUGUAAAGAGAUUGUGCUGAGCCCAGAGUUUUGUGGGAAACUUACCUUCCCGGUCUCUCUAAAGCAGCCUGGCCCUCGAGAUGGAAUGAUUCAAUGUUUCAUAAAGCGAGAUAAAUCUAAAUCAACUUACCAUCUAUACUUGUGCCUGAGUACCGCUGUACUUGCGGAUAGUGGCAAGUUCCUCUUGUCUGCUAAAAGGUACCGCAAAACAACCUGUACAGAAUAUGUUAUCUCAAUGGAUGCUGACAAUAUUUCAAGAUCAAGCAGCACCUAUAUUGGAAAACUAAGGUCAAACUUCCUCGGCACAAAAUUUAUUAUCUAUGACACACAGCCCCCUUAUAAUGGGGCUGUAAUCCCUCCUGUUGGACGGAGCAGCUGCAGAUUCAACUCCAAGAAAGUGUCUCCUAAAGUGCCAUCUGGUAGUUACAACAUAGCUCAGGUGACUUAUGAGCUUAAUGUCCUUGGCACCAGGGGCCCUAGGCGGAUGCACUGCGUCAUGCACUCCAUACCUGCCUCCUCGGUCGAGCCUGGUGGCAUUGUCCCUGGGCAACCUGAGCAGAUUGUUCCCCGAGCUUUAGAGGAAUCAUUUCGCACCACCACCUCCUUCUCUAAGUCAUCCAUCAUGGAUCGGUCCAUGGAUUUCAGCAGUUCCCGUGAUUUCAGCAGUGCUCGAUUUUCAGACAUUGCUGGAGGGACCAUAAAUGGUGAUGAAGAGGGACAGAACAAGGAGAGGCCACUAGUGCUUCGCAACAAGGCCCCCAGGUGGCAUGAGCAGCUCCAAUGUUGGUGCCUCAAUUUCCGUGGGCGGGUAACCAUAGCGUCGGUGAAGAAUUUCCAGUUGAUUGCUGCAUCAGCCCAGCCUCCUGCAGGAGCGCCAACUCCAUCGCAACCUGCUCCAUCAGAGCAGGACAAGAUUAUUCUGCAGUUCGGUAAGGUAGCAAAAGAUAUGUUCACAAUGGAUUAUCGCUAUCCGCUCACAGCUUUCCAGGCAUUUGCAAUCUGUUUAAGUAGCUUCGACACAAAAUUGGCCUGUGAAUAAGGGAGCCCAGCAAUCGCGAGUGGAGGCAAACUGAAAUGCAACAUAGAGCCAAAGGAGGCAUGUAAUGCCCCAGGGCAUUAGAUUAUGUUUGCAUUUUGUUGUGUCAUCUUGGCUGUAUUUCUGGUUGUAGCCCUGGAACUGGAUUUCUUAGCCUGUAUGUUUCACCUCCUAGCGCCAUGAUAGGUUUCCUUUGGGUCAGCGAUUCAUGCAUUGCAUUGCGCCAUCGUGUGGUGUACAUGCGGUUCCGGAUUUAAGGUGGAAGGAUCCGUUCGUGUCUUUGUUAUGCUUUGCGUAGAUGCCGCGAUCUGGUAAAGAAAAAGAAAAGAUUCAGUGCUUCACUUAUUUUGUGCCCGGGUGG
Oryza brachyantha (malo sina) is the source of this 2041-nucleotide messenger RNA. Its product is annotated as tubby-like F-box protein 8. The transcript has 5 exons. The record is from RefSeq and is a predicted model, not a curated record. Gene Ontology annotation, molecular function: protein binding. Bases 346 to 1683 code for a protein of 445 amino acids. NCBI's taxonomy places the organism in Eukaryota, Viridiplantae, Streptophyta, Magnoliopsida, Poales, Poaceae.